AUGAGCCUGAAGCCGGAACAGAUUUCUCAGAUGCGGUUCUUGCAGAACCCUUCUGGCAUCGCCAUGCUCUCUGCCACUGGAGACUUUGACAUUGACUUCCUGACUGCGCAGGAUGGACUGUGCACGCCCUUCACAGCGAGCCCAGGGAACCCGGCGUGGCUCCUGUGGCAUCUGUCGCUGGGAAUUCGUAGGCCAUGUGUGGGCAUCAGCCACCCGGCCGUGACAGGAGGCGGGAGUAGGGAGGCGAAGGUGCUGUUCGCCGCGGGCUUCCGAGAAGCCUCUACCACCCAAAUGAGGAUUCGGGAAUCCCAAUCCACAUGUCAGGAACUCCUGCUGAACUCCACCCACCGCUGCCAGUGCCUGGCGCAGCACCCGACCCCACCGGAGAAGCCUGGCACCACGGACAGGGCCCUGGAGGGCGCUUGGAGCCUGGAUCUGGGCACCUACCAGCGGUGUGACGGAGGGCGAGUCACCGUAGCAACUUCAGCCUUGGUUUCUUUACUUAGUUUUGAUGAAGAUGAAGAUGAAGAAGAAGAAGAAGAAAUUUUAGAGAACGGGGUCCCAGAGGAGGGCAAUCCUAGGUAUAGGGAAGGCACCUUCAGCUACUGGAAAAUGUGCCCAAGAAAUGGACUUACUCUCUUCCGCCGCCAUUUUAAAUCCAGCUCCAUACAACGCUCCGCCGCCGCUGCUGCCGCGACCCGGCCUGCGCGCCAGCACCCCACGGCCGACAACUCCGCCACCAUGGAGGACAUGAACGAGUACAGCAACAUAGAGGAAUUCGCAGAGGGAUCCAAGAUCAACGCGAGCAAGAAUCAGCAGGAUGACGGUAAAAUGUUUACUGGAGGCUUGAGCUGGGAUACAAGCAAGAAAGAUCUGCCUGAAUAUUUGUCUCGAUUUGGGGAAGUUGUAGACUGUACAAUAAAAACAGAUCCAGUGACUGGAAGAUCAAGAGGAUUUGGAUUUGUGCUUUUCAGAGAUGCUGCUAGUGUUGAUAAGGUUUUGGAACUGAAAGAACACAAAUUGGAUGGCAAAUUGAUAGACCCCAAAAGGGCCAAAGCUUUAAAAGGGAAAGAACCCCCCAAAAAGGUUUUUGUGGGUGGAUUGAGCCCAGAUACUUCUGAAGAACAAAUUAAAGAAUAUUUUGGAGCCUUUGGAGAGAUUGAAAAUAUUGAACUUCCCAUGGAUACGAAAACAAAUGAAAGAAGAGGAUUUUGUUUUAUUACAUAUACAGACGAAGAGCCAGUAAAGAAAUUGUUAGAAAGCAGAUAUCAUCAAAUUGGUUCUGGUAAGUGUGAAGUCAAAGUUGCACAACCCAAAGAGGUAUAUAGGCAGCAACAGCAACAACAAAAAGGAGGAAGAGGUGCUGCAGCUGGUGGACGAGGUGGUACUAGGGGUCGUGGACGAGGUCAGGGCCAAAACUGGAACCAAGGAUUUAAUAACUAUUAUGAUCAAGGAUAUGGAAAUUACAAUAGUGCCUAUGGUGGUGAUCAAAACUAUAGUGGCUAUGGCGGCUAUGAUUAUACUGGGUAUAACUAUGGGAACUAUGGAUAUGGACAGCAAUAUGCAGACUACAGUGGGCAACAGAGCACUUACGGCAAGGCGUCUCGAGGGGGUGGCAAUCACCAAAACAAUUACCAGCCAUACUAAAGGAGGAUGUUGGAGAAAACGGGAGGAGAUUGCUAAAGUUAACGCAUCUUGCAGGACGACAUUGAAGAUUGGUCUUCUGUUGAUCUAAGAUGAUUAUUUUGUAAAAGACUUUCUAGUGUACAAGACACAACUGUCCAACUGUAUAUAGCCGCCAGUUAGUUUUCUUUGUUUUUACUUUGUCUUUUGCUAUCUGUGUUAUGACUUGAUGUGGAUUUGUGUUUAUACAAAUUUUAUUUGUAUGAUUCCAUGUUAAACCUCAAAUAAAUGCUUCCUUAUGUGAUUGUU
This is a messenger RNA of Odobenus rosmarus divergens (Pacific walrus), 1932 nucleotides long. RefSeq names its product heterogeneous nuclear ribonucleoprotein D-like. The record is from RefSeq and is a predicted model, not a curated record. Bases 1 to 1647 code for a protein of 548 amino acids. Lineage: Eukaryota; Metazoa; Chordata; Mammalia; Carnivora; Odobenidae. The transcript is spliced from 6 exons.